CCCCGUGCCCCGUCUUUCCCGUCCGUCCAGCUGGCAAUUUCAGAGUUAUUACUGCUCUUAGGUGUCUUUCUUAGCUUCGGAGAAGUACUUUGUCCUGCAGCAGGUACCCCAAAAUUUGUGGAUAAUCUCAGUUCUGGGUAUACCGAAAACAAACGGCAUUAAAUAGAGUAUAGAGACUAUCAGUGGGGGAAUCGACUAACGUAAAAAAAGAACCACAAAUGGAGCUGUCUCAUUGGUUGCAACACAUUGUAGUCCUCUUACUUAAUGUUUGGAUUCCAUCAUGCUUUGCCCAAACCACACCCCCAGUGCGUUCAAGCCCCACAACGACAUCUCAGACACCAGAGAGUCUGAAGUUCCGUCUGUCUGGUUUCCCCAGGAAACACAAUGAGGGUCGAAUUGAGGUGUUCUUUGAAGGCGAGUGGGGAACCAUCUGUGAUGAUGACUUCUCACUGGCCAAUGCCCACAUCCUCUGUCACCACCUUGGCUUUGUAUCCGCAACAGGCUGGACACACAGCGCCAAGUAUGGGAAGGGCACAGGUAAGAUUUGGCUUGACAAUGUGCAGUGCAGUGGCAGUGAAAGAAGUAUUUCAAUGUGUAAAUCUCGUGGCUGGGGCAACAGUGACUGCACUCAUGAUGAGGAUGCUGGAGUGAUCUGUAAAGAUGAGAGACUGCCUGGAUAUAUGGACUCCAAUGUUAUAGAGGUGCAAGUGGAUGAGAAUAAAGUGGAGGAGGUCCGUUUGCAUCCUGUUGUCACCAUGGCAACUAAACGGAUGCCAAUCACAGAGGGGGUGGUGGAAGUCAAGUAUAAGGACGGGUGGGCUCAGAUCUGCGAUAAUGAAUGGACACCCAAAAACUCACAUGUUGUUUGUGGCAUGAUGGGAUUCCCCCACGAAAGGAAGGUCAAUAAGAACUUCUACAAGCAUCUCAGAAAGAGAUCUGCUGAGUCUAAAGUUAAAGUAACAGCGGCCAGGCAGGAGCCCAAAGCUAAGGUUAACCCUAAAACUAGCUCUAAGCCUAAACCAGGCAAAUCAGCUGCAGCUAAAAGGUUAUACGCUGAACGGCAGAAGAAUCAUUUCCUGGUACAUUCAGUGGCAUGUUUAGGUACAGAGGUGCACUUGGGUGCAUGUCCACUAGAGUUUAACUUUGGCAAUGCCACUAAAUCCUGCCCUGGAGGCAUGCCUGCUGUGGUCAGCUGCAUACCUGGGCCCCUGUAUGCACAGAACUCUGCCAUGAGGAGGAAACUCAAAAUUGCGCCCUCUAUGCGUCUGAAGGGUGGAGCGAAGCAUGGUGAGGGCCGUGUCGAGGUGUUGAAGGGUAGUGAAUGGGGAACAGUUUGUGAUGACCGCUGGAACCUGCUGUCUGCCAGUGUCGUAUGCAGAGAGUUGGGUUUUGGCUCUGCCAAAGAAGCCCUGACUGGUGCCCGCAUGGGACAAGGUUUGGGGUCUAUCCAUAUGAAUGAGGUAAAGUGCACUGGCCAUGAGCGUUCUCUGUGGAACUGUCACUAUAAAAACAUCUCUGCUGAGGACUGCAAGCACACAGAGGAUGCAUCGGUCCGCUGUAAUGUCCCAUAUAUGGGCUACGAGAAGACGGUGCGCAUCUUAGGGGGGCGUUCGCGCUAUGAGGGCCGUGUGGAGGUGUUACAUGUUGAGACUAACGGAACCCUGCACUGGGGCCUGAUCUGUGGAGAAGGCUGGGGCACUGAGGAGGCCAUGGUUGUGUGCAGGCAGCUGGGCCUCGGGUACGCCAACCAUGGCCUACAAAUGCGUCUGUCAGGUGGGCGCUCGCUAUAUGAAGGACGAGUGGAGGUGCGGGUGGGACAGCGGUGGGGCAGUGUAUGCAGUGAGGGCUGGACCACCAAAGAGGCCAUGGUGGCAUGCAGGCAGCUAGGGCUGGGUUUCAGCAUGCAUGCUAUUACAGAAACAUGGUAUUGGGAUAGCAGUAACGUGACCGCGAUGGUCAUGAGUGGAGUGAAAUGUACUGGAGAGGAGUUGUCUCUCAGUCAGUGCCAACAUCACAAAACAGUCAACUGCCAGAAAGCAACCGCACGAUUCUCAGCAGGAGUUAUCUGCUCAGAAACUGCAUCUGAUCUUGUGUUGAAUGCGCCACUAGUGCAGCAGACGGCAUAUAUAGAGGACCGACCGUUACACAUGCUGUAUUGUGCAGCAGAGGAAGACUGUCUGUCCAAGAGUGCUGCUAAAGCUAACUGGCCUUAUGGUCAUCGUCGCCUGCUCCGCUUCUCCUCACAGAUACAUAACAUCGGCCGGGCUGACUUCAGGCCCAAAGCUGGCCGUCACUCUUGGGUCUGGCACGCAUGUCACGGGCAUUAUCACAGUAUGGAUAUUUUUACACACUAUGACCUGCUGUCUGCCAACGGCACUAAGGUGGCAGAAGGACACAAAGCCAGUUUCUGUCUGGAAGACACAGAGUGUGAAGAGGGUGUUUCCAAGAGAUAUGAGUGUGCUAAUUUUGGUGAGCAGGGCAUCACUGUGGGGUGCUGGGAUUUGUAUCGCCAUGACAUUGAUUGCCAGUGGAUCGACAUCACUGAUGUCAAACCAGGAAAUUAUAUCCUACAGGUUGUAAUAAAUCCCAACUAUGAGGUUUCUGAGAGUGACUUCACAAACAAUGCUAUGAAAUGUAACCUCAAAUACGAUGGCCACCGGAUCUGGGUUCAUAACUGCCAUACUGGUGAUGCUUUCAGUGAGGAGGCUGAGAGAAGGUUUGAGAAAUACCCUGGACAACUGAACAACCAGAUCUCGUAAUCAGCUCACCAGAUUCAUCUAAUUAGCAUACUAAGACAAUCUAAUAUGUAGGCCAAGUGAUUUUUAUUCAUUUAAACUAGUUAUCCUCUCACACUGCCAAAUACAGAAAACACAAAAUGUAUUGAAUUCUUGAAAUCAUCUCAGAUCCAGACAUGAAAUGUUGUCGUAUAGCAUAUAUGUUCUAUUUCAGCCCAAACUGAAUUUCAUAAAAAUAACUUAACAUUUUCCAUUAGACCAAAGGGGUAAAACUCAGAAGAGAAACAUUGUGAAGCCCCCAAUAUCAACUCUACACUAACUUGGAUAACACUAAUUGUACUUUUUUUUUUUGAAAACUCCAUUUGAACUCCAAAUGAGGAUGGCUUAAGUAGUUUGAAGGUUUGAUGUAAAACGAACAUUCCUGAAGGCCGUGCAUGGGCAUAGCCUGCUGGAAUUGUUUACAGUGCAAUCAGGUGCUUAUUUAGGAUUUAAAAGCCUUGUUGAUGCAUCACAGCCAAUAUGCUGUUGUCUCUGUGAGUUAAAAAUACUUGAAUGUUUUGUACUCCAGAUGAUCAUUUAUGUUUUAAAGCUGUUGCAAGAUAUGAAUGUAUGUUAUGCUUCAAAGCUCUGAUUCAACAUUCAAUUUACAUUACUCUCAAAUGAAAUGAUCUUUCACGGAUGACUUGUUAAAGCUUUGACUUUUUUUUACACUGUAUCCUAGAUUUCUUUUUUCUACUAAACAGUUUAUGCCUUCAUGUGAUCAGAUACAGCAACAAGUCACGCUCUCCUCUUUUAGAGAUGGAUGGAAAAUAAAGUGUUAUAGUUAAUACAGAUAAUAGUAUUUCAGCUUUCAUGAGCCACAAAUUAAAAGUCAAUAAUCAGAUUAUUUGAAA
Messenger RNA from Xyrauchen texanus (razorback sucker), 3628 nucleotides. Its product is annotated as lysyl oxidase homolog 3B-like. The record is from RefSeq and is a predicted model, not a curated record. Gene Ontology annotation, biological process: peptidyl-lysine oxidation. Gene Ontology annotation, molecular function: copper ion binding; protein-lysine 6-oxidase activity. Bases 219 to 2759 code for a protein of 846 amino acids. Gene Ontology annotation, cellular component: membrane. Lineage: Eukaryota; Metazoa; Chordata; Actinopteri; Cypriniformes; Catostomidae. The transcript has 17 exons.